UGUUCACUACACUGUGGUGGUGUCAACAGACCAUCAAGAAUUUUACAGAAAUAAAUUCUUUACAAAAAACAAAAAUAUAUCUAUAGAUAUCACCAUGUCUCAACCUCUCAAAGUUUGGUCCAAAUUCUCAGUAACCAAAAAAGAUGGCAGUGUUCUCAAUUUACGUAUUGUUGAUAUGCCCGAAGAUGUGAAGGUAGUGGAAAAAGUAAUAGACUGCUUUUUAAAUUAUUUUGUAAAAGAAGAAUGCACAUUUAAAGCGGCAGGAGUUCCAGAAAGUGCCGAAGCGAUGGAGGAGUUAAAAGGUUCCGUUGGUCACAUGGUCACCAAUGAAAAACCAGUGUUCAGUAUUUGUUGCCUUGACAACGGAAAAGACGAAAUUGAUGAGGUGAUGGGAGCGUCACUAAUGAUGUACAUGACAAGGGAAGAGGCAGAAAAAAAGCUAAAUUUCGAGACAAAAGAAUUGCAGAAACUAAUUGAAAUGAGUGACGGUCUAUCAGAGAUAUACGAUGAUUUGAAGGAAUUCAAUUUAGAUCCUUACCUCCUGGACAGAGGUAUUGUUGUAUGUCCAGAGUACAGAGGUCUUGGAAUUGCUCAAGAACUUCUUAAAGUCAGACGAUUAAUUAGCAAAGAGUUUGGUAUACCUAUCAACGGAGCCUGGAUGACGUCAUACGGCACACAGAAAGCUGCGGAGCGUGAUGGCUGGGAGACUGUCUGCGAGAUCCAGUAUGAGGACUUGGAGAAGAAGUUCAACGUCACCUACGGGCGAAAUCCACCUUCCUCUAAAUUUAUGAUCGCUAGAAUACCACUUUAAAUGUUAACAUUUUCAUGAAUCUUUUUUUCGGACGAAAUCAUUAAAAUUAUUAAUAAUUUUAUAUAAAAAUAUGUAUUAAAUUGUAAUAUGAUAAUAUAAUGUGAGUGCUAUAUUUUGAUAUUUUAUUAUUGAA
Messenger RNA from Spodoptera exigua (beet armyworm), 944 nucleotides. NCBI's taxonomy places the organism in Eukaryota, Metazoa, Arthropoda, Insecta, Lepidoptera, Noctuidae. The record is from the annotation of a GenBank genome assembly.